CGUAAGCUUACGCCAAUAUUAAGUUAUAAAAGGGACGUUUAGUUAGAUAUGAAUGCGCUAUAUUUUGCACAGAUUUUGCUACUUAUACAAAUUGUGAAUGUACACGGAGAGCCCCAUUGCUCAAGAUAUCACUAUGAGGAGAAAAUGUUAGAGAAGAUGAUAAGGAUGGAAAUUCGAAUGGAAGAGAUUGAACGAAAAUUACAGAAAGCAGAGGAAACAAAUAAACUUCUAACAGAUGAUAUUAAAGACUUGCAGUCGCAUACAGUUGGCAAGGUAGCUUUCUUCGCCAUAGCAAAAGCUCACCAGUUGGGGAUGACAAAACAUCAGAUAGUUGUAUUUGAAGAAAUAGUGACACAUAUUGGUUCCUCAUACGACAAAACAUGUGGAAAAUUUGUGGCGCCGAAAAAUGGGGAUUACGUUUUCUUCUCUACAGUACUUGGUCACAAUAAUGCUAUGGUAUUUUUACACGUAGCAGUAAAUAAUCAGCAAAAAACUAACUUCUACGCCCAUGGACUAAAUAAUGGACAUGACAGUACAAGUGUAACAGUUCUUUAUCAAUUAAGUGAAGGUGAUAUUGUCACAAUAAGAAAUGCAGGGUUAAAGGGCGACAUUCACGGUAGCGAAUACUCAUCUUUUGGAGGAUUUCUACUGAAUUAACAAUACAUUCCACUCUACGUCUGAAAUAUUUGGAGCUUCUCUAUAACAAAUGCAACACAUUCUGAACAUACAAUAGUAAUUUUGUGUUCUAUUUUUGAUUAAGUCACAUCAACACAGUAAAGGUCAUACAGUGAGGAAGACCUCAGGUGGAACGCAGCUAUUUCAUCGAUGUUUGGUAAAUAUCAGCAAUCAUGGGUCUCAAAACAUUUACAGUCAGGGUCAUCUUACUAGCCACAUGCAAUCAAAAUACAAUUAUAUCUAUCAGAGGGCUGAAAUAAAGAUAUAUAAAUAAGACAAAAUGUGUCAAGUCAUACCUUUAUUUAUUGCACAUAGAUGUAUAUAUAUUAUAUUUUUACAUAUUUUCGAAUUGAUAUAUAAUAAUUGAUAAACAUUUGUAAUAAAUGAUUCAAAGAAUUUUAAAGAUCAUAAUCUUGUUACAAAU
This is a messenger RNA of Ruditapes philippinarum (Manila clam), 1099 nucleotides long. Its product is annotated as caprin-2-like. Lineage: Eukaryota; Metazoa; Mollusca; Bivalvia; Venerida; Veneridae. The transcript has 2 exons. Gene Ontology annotation, molecular function: protein binding. The record is from RefSeq and is a predicted model, not a curated record. The coding region runs from base 49 to 657 and encodes 202 amino acids.